Messenger RNA from Mauremys mutica (yellowpond turtle), 1838 nucleotides. It is a transcript of the gene SNX31, whose product is annotated as sorting nexin 31. The transcript has 14 exons. Gene Ontology annotation, biological process: intracellular protein transport. The coding region runs from base 152 to 1516 and encodes 454 amino acids. NCBI's taxonomy places the organism in Eukaryota, Metazoa, Chordata, Testudines, Geoemydidae. Gene Ontology annotation, cellular component: early endosome. The record is from RefSeq and is a predicted model, not a curated record. Gene Ontology annotation, molecular function: phosphatidylinositol binding.
GUAGCCGCAGCUGGAUGCUGUUGCUGCCCUGGGAGCGGGGGCUAGGCCAGGAGCAGCUCCUAGCCAGCGGCACGAAGGCGGCAUCACCUGCCCCCCGCCCUCAGGAGGGAGGAGCCCUCCCCGCCCUCUCCUCUAUCACGUGGGAAAACAAAUGCUGCGGCCGCUGCCCUGCCCCUGGGGCCCGGCGAGGCAGAGCGGCACCAUGAAGAUGCAUUUCAGCAUCCCCGUCUCGGAGCAGCUGCUGGAGAAGUUCGGGGGCCGCUACGUGGUGUACUCUGUGUACCUGGAAGGCUUCCUCUUCUGCAAGGUGCGCUACAGCCAGCUACACCACUGGAAUGAUCAGCUAAGACGGAUCUUUGGGAGUACCGUGCCUGCUUUCCCUCCAAAGUUCUAUCUUGCAAUGACCAAGUCCAUGGCUGAUGAGAGGAGGUCUCAGCUUGAGCAAUAUCUACAAAGUGUAACUGUAGAUCCAAGUAUUACAAACAGCGAUGUCUUCAUCAGUUUUUUUAGAAAAUUACAGCAGGAUACAUUUCAGAUCCAGACACAGAGAGCCUCUCUGGAUGUUUACCUGGCUGACGGAAGGAAUGUUAGGCUUGAUAUCCAGACAUCGGACACUGCUGAAAGAGUACUAGAGGUUGUCUCAUACAAGAUGGGGCUGUCAAGAGAAUUAAUAGGAUAUUUUAGCUUAUUUUUUAUUCAAGAUCACAGCAAUGGAGUUCUCUCUGUGGUGAAAAAAGUGGCAGAAUUUGAACUUCCCUACGUGAGUCUUCAGAGUAUGAAAGAGUCAGACUGUAAGAUUGGGAUCAGAAAAUGGUAUAUGGAUCCCUCUCUUGAUAAAAUGUUAAUGGACUGUGGCGCUUCAGUGAAUUUACUCUAUAUGCAGGCACUGCAGGAAAUUGAGAAGAAUUGGGUCAAACCCACAGAUGGACAGAUGCAGAAACUGGAAUCGCUACAAAAAGCGGCAAACAAAAUGAAGGUUCUAGAGCUGGUUCAGGAAGUGCAGCACUAUGGAUAUAUACAGCUUGAUCCCUGCACCUGUGACUAUCCAGAAGUAGGCUGUUCUGCUGCUGUUCAUGUAGGAAAUAAUGAGAUUAGCUGCUGCAUAAAGUUACCUAGUAACCAGACCAAAGAGGUCAGCUUCAGGAUCAACAGGGUGAGGUGCUGGCAGGUCACUUUUCUAGGCGCUAUUACACAGCCAAAAGACCAAGGACAUGAGCAGACCCUAGAGCUCAGGUUUGAGUACAGUGAUUCGGACUCAUGGAGAUGGAUCGUCUUUUACACAAAACAGGCAUUUCUACUGAGUAGCUGCUUAAAAAAGAUAAUAUCAGAACAGCUGAUGAAGACAACCAAAGGAGACAAAGAAAUGAUUGAGAUGCCUGAAUCCCUGAAGAGUAAAAAAUCCAGCGUCCAACAAAGUCAGAUAGCUCACUCUGGUUUUAUACCAAGAAAAAGGAUUUUGGUUAGACCAAAUAAAGAGGAUGGUGUUUUUGAGAAGAUAAGAGAGGAAGAUCUGUGAUAGAUUAUUUAGAACUGCCUAUAAAAAUAUGUUGCAAAGUAUCAAUUAUAUUAAAACAGUCUUCAAUUUAACAAUACCUUAUACAUUUUUCUAAUUCCUUGACAAUUAUAACAUUCUUGAUCUUGUAGUUUUAAAGAUCCAGUUAACCACUCCCUGGAGUUAGAACUUGCUACAAAUUUGAAGAAAAAGUGAAGACAGGGCAACAUAAAAACAUCUUACAUUUCUUAUAUAUGUGUAUUUUUAUAACUGAAAUUAAAAAAUUUUGAAAUAGAAAACAGUCUACUGAAAUGUUAGAGCUGGAGAAUUUUAUUUUGCAUUAAAA